Staurois parvus is the source of this 426-nucleotide messenger RNA. Lineage: Eukaryota; Metazoa; Chordata; Amphibia; Anura; Ranidae. The record is from the annotation of a GenBank genome assembly.
GAAAAGUGUCACAAGUUAGCCUCUGGUUUAUUCUUACAUCCUUGCUGCUCCGGAUUCCUUUCGCAUGUGCUGACAGUUUGCUCAGGCCAUGAGCUCCUCAGAGACCCCGCAGCCUCUCCUGGAACAACUCCAGUGUUUGGUGCAGAGAGUCAAUGUCCAGCAGGCCUAUCAGGAACGUAUUAUGUAGUGUCUGCAGGAACUUUCCUCCCAGUUGGAUCAGCUGCAGGUUGUGUCCCCUUCCUCACCCUCUUUCGGCUCCUGCUCCGGUUCCUGCUGCUCCACCCCCCGCUGUUCCUCCAGUGGAACACAGUCCUUCGAAACUCCAGCUGCCUCCACCAUCUCGCUUCUCUGGUGAUCCCUAGUUUGCCUGUCUAUAUAAGAUAUGCUCAGUCUAGCCCACUUUGCCUGAGCAGCUUCCUAGUUGUC